This is a messenger RNA of Raphanus sativus (radish), 1222 nucleotides long. RefSeq names its product ethylene-responsive transcription factor ERF015-like. NCBI's taxonomy places the organism in Eukaryota, Viridiplantae, Streptophyta, Magnoliopsida, Brassicales, Brassicaceae. Gene Ontology annotation, biological process: regulation of DNA-templated transcription. The transcript has a single exon. Gene Ontology annotation, molecular function: DNA binding; DNA-binding transcription factor activity. Bases 442 to 993 code for a protein of 183 amino acids. The record is from RefSeq and is a predicted model, not a curated record.
UUUUUCUGAUUAUCUGGCUGACGCAUGGAAGAAAACCGAAAGUUUUUAUCUAGUUUUGGACUGAUCGCAUAUAUAUCUCCAGAAAUUGCGGUGGUUCUUACUCGUGUCUCAACUUCGGGAAAGAAACGGACAUCUGACUUUUGUAACAACCACCAGUAGUUUCUUCCCCCUCCCUACUUUCUUAUUUUGCGGUGACUCUCUAUAAAGAAACGUAUGCUUGACAGAGAUACCUUGUCAGCCGAUACCCGCGGAUAAAAGUCUCUACUAUCCUGGCACAAGAGCAGUUUCUUCGAUGCCACGUGCUGUUGACAAACAUGGCGUGCCUCUUCAUUCCAUCUCCACCUGCUCCACAUAGUUACAGUUCCUACAGUACUUAGACUUGUGCUUAAAGCUGUUUAAACACUAAUCUUGAAAAUCUGCUUCUGUUAGGGAGGGAUAUAUAUGAUGCCACCUUCUACUCCUAAAUCUCCUUUACUAGAAGAAGCUCAUGAAGAUGGAAGGUUUAAAUGCUAUAGGGGUGUGAGAAAGAGGUCGUGGGGAAAGUGGGUGUCUGAGAUCAGAGUUCCAAGGACUGCAAGACGAAUAUGGCUAGGUUCAUAUGAUGAUCCGGAGAAGGCAGCUCGAGCCUAUGACGCUGCUUUGUUCUGCAUUAGGGGUGAGAAGGGUGUUUUCAAUUUUCCCACUAGUGAAAAGCCUCAGCUUCCUGAAGGUUCUGUCAGGCCUCUGUCCAAGAAUGAUAUACAGACAAUAGCAACAAACUAUGCUUCAUCAGUUGUGUCUGUGCCUUCCCCGGAAACUGAUCAGGUUCCUUCUCAGGUUCCCUCUCAGGUUCCUGCAUCCCCGGAUGUCUCUGUUGCUACUGAGAUCAUGGAGAUGGCUGAUGAACACUAUCUCCCAGUGGACGCAAGUGCAGAAUCGAUAUUCUCAGUAGAAGACUUGCAGCUGGACAGUUUCCUCAUGAUGGACAUUGACUGGAUAGACGAUUUAGUCUGAUGGUCGCAGUCACUUUUAGCGUUAAUAUGGUUUAACCACUAGUUACCUCUGUCCCUCCAGCUACAUAUUUGUGAGUAUAUACAUGCAUACUUGUCUUUGAAGUUGUUUUUAUUUAGCAUUCAGUUUGUGUUGUGUAUGUGCUCCUUUUUCUCUGUAUGACUUCCAAGCUGUUUAGCAUGUGUAUGAAAUGAUUAGGAGUUUGCGUCCAACACAAAUCUUCUGUUGCAUC